This is a messenger RNA of Cimex lectularius (bed bug), 2109 nucleotides long. It is a transcript of the gene Neos, whose product is annotated as nuclear receptor coactivator 5. Gene Ontology annotation, molecular function: RNA binding. NCBI's taxonomy places the organism in Eukaryota, Metazoa, Arthropoda, Insecta, Hemiptera, Cimicidae. The transcript has 9 exons. The record is from RefSeq and is a predicted model, not a curated record. Bases 244 to 1935 code for a protein of 563 amino acids.
CUAUACCGAUAACAGUUCCUUCGAGGUAUGGCAUCGGGUUUGUUUGGUACUAUGAGAUUUUCAUCGUAAUUCUAUGAAAAGGUGUUCAGUUUAGAAUCGAGAUCGAGGGCAAAGAGGGAAACAAGACUCGCUGCUAGGCCGGAAACGUUUUUUUACAGCGGCUUUUUGCUCGCCCAUCGGCGUUUCUUCACCAUAAACAAACAACCGUGAAACCCGGUCGAAAGGCGUCGACAGAAUCGCGCGAUGAGCAGCGGAGGGAAAAUAAACCCGUCCUCACGACUUUACGUCGGCUCCCUCGGAAUCCAGGCAACGCAGAAAGACCUCGAAGAACUCUUCGGCAAACAUGGGAAAAUCCUCGAGGUUCGGCUCAAUAGGAAUUUCGCCUUUGUCCAGUUCACAACUGAAAGUGAGGCAAAAGCUGCGAUGGAAGACCUGAAUGGCCAAAACCAUUUUGGACGCAAAUUAGAUGUACAGUUUGCAAAAGCACCAAGGUCUAGUUCUGGUAAUCAAGAUAAAAAUCAGUCUGACAAUCCAGAGCAACUUAGGGACAGGUCUCCAUUAUCAAAAGACUCUGGGAGGAAUGAUGGUGGUGGUGGACGUGGAGGAAGAGGCGGAAUGCGCGGAGGGAGAGGUGGCAGCAUCGGUGGAAGAGGACCACCGAGUCUUUUUAACCAAAACGAUGAUAAUCCAUUUCAGUCCAGGGAUAGCCCAGGAUUCAGGGAUGAUAAUGUAGGUGGAUUCAGGGGCGGGGAUAAUCGUCCUGCGCCUUUUGCCCGAGACAACGGGCCACCUUUCAAUCAGAGUGACAACUUCAGAAAUGAAGGCAGAGGUGGAAACUUUAGGGGAAACAAUUUCAGGGAUAACGAUACAUUUAACCCAUGGGCUGAAAACUUCAGGCCUGGAGCAAGCGGUAGUGAUUACAGAGGGCCUGGUGGUACUGGUGAUUUUAGAGAUUUCCACGGAGGGAAUGACAGAGAUAACUUCAGAGACAAAUCAAUGCUAAUGGGGGGCUUCCGCGGCCCUCAAGAUCGUUUUGGACCUAGAGACCAGUUCCGAGACUCUCCAGCGUUCCGCAGUGACAUCGACCCAUGGGCACAGUCGACAAAGGAAAAAGACCCUUGGGGUCCACAGGAGCUGCCACCGGCCAACCCUCCUGUAUCACUUAGUGUGCCGAACAAUGAUAGAAUUAAUGACAUAGAGAUCAUUGUAAUGAACAAAUCUUUAACUGACUAUGGAGAGUUCAUUGAGACCCGCUUGAAAUCGUUGGGCUUUAGUGUGGAUUUGAUGUUUCCAAAUGAAUCUGCCUUGCUUAGCCGAGUGCUCGGGAACAUAGCGAGCCGUGGAACCCUGUAUGCCAUAGUUGUAAACCCAGCGCACAAAGUAAACAGGAGCUUAACGCUAGAAGUUCUCCAUGGAACACCUCAAGAACAUCGUAACAUGUUGUUGGAGGAUGCUGUUACAUUCCUUAAUCGUAAUUAUGAGGCCUACACAAAGUCAGUAUCCUUGAAAAGAGGUGUGGAGACUCCGCCGGAACAAAUCAGGCAUCUUUUAGAACUGGUCAUUUCAGGGACAAGGAAACUUACAGUUCCGCAGUUUGAUGUUUUGAUUCAACAUUUCAUACAGGAAAAACUAAAAUUGGAACCUCCGGUAAAUCAAGAAAAUUCCUUACCAGUGACACAGCAGGCUGAGCUCCAGACUAGAAUUUUGAGCAUUCUAAAUAAGUCUGGAACUGGAGGCAAUACUCCAAACGCUCUUCAACAGAACAUACCACAAGGGGUGCCACCGCCUGGAGAACAGAAAGAAGGGCCAAGCCCACUCCUAAAAGACCCUUCAGUACAAAGAGCCCUUGACAGCUUAAUGCAAGGUGGAAGGAAUUUAUUCUCUAACUUUAACCCAGGGAACCAAAGAGGGGGCAGUACAUUUAACCAAUACUAAUACAUGUGUUUAUGGAGUAUAAAACAAAAAAUUGACUUUAAUUUUCUUAUAAUUAUAAAUUUUAAUUGAAAACAUUUGUUGACUUCUAUUGUCUUAAAAUGGAUGGUUUACUUGUCUUUUUUUUUCUAAAGGAGUUCCUUUUGUUUUUAUUUUAUUUUAUAGUUCUAAGAAAUA